AUGGCUCCAAAACAAAGUUUAGAUCAUGUUCAUGAAAAGAUUGUAGUUUUAGGCAGCGGAGGUGUGGGAAAGUCAGCUGUUAUCCUUCAAUUUAUACAAUCGGUAUUUGUUGAGGUUUAUGAUCCAACACUUGAAGACAGUUAUAAAAAGGAAAUAAUUAUUGACUCAACGCCUGUCACUCUCGAAAUUGUUGAUACAGCUGGACAAGAAGAACUCACAAGUCUAAGAGAUAAUUAUGUAAAAACAGGAGAUGGAUUUUUAUUAGUUUAUUCAGUGACAUCAAGUCAAUCGUUUGAAGAAGUUGUUGACCUGAUUGAUCAAAUACUACGAGCAAAGAAUAUUGACCCAGGUUCACAAAAAGAUAUGCAUUCUCUUUCUGCUGUAAUUAUAGGAAAUAAGGCAGAUUUACAAAAUGAAAGAGCAGUUCCUUAUCAGUCUCUUCAAAAACUAAGUGAAAAAUAUGGAAACAAAAUUUCAAUAUUUGAAACAUCAGCUAAAAACAAUGUAAAUAUUGAAGAGUGUUUCAUGACUCUGGCCAGAGAAAUAUUUAACAAAAAAACGGGACGUCAACCUGUGAAAAAAGAUCCAACAGGAACUACUGGAGAAUCAAAAUCAUGUUGCAUAUUAAUGUAA
Molecule: messenger RNA, 633 nt
Organism: Naegleria fowleri
Lineage: Eukaryota; Heterolobosea; Eutetramitea; Acrasida; Naegleriidae
Exons: 4
Coding region: 1-633 (210 amino acids)
Biological process (GO): signal transduction
Cellular component (GO): plasma membrane
Molecular function (GO): GDP binding; GTP binding; GTPase activity
Source: RefSeq, a predicted model, not a curated record